This is a messenger RNA of Cercospora beticola, 1820 nucleotides long. RefSeq lists its product as uncharacterized. Lineage: Eukaryota; Fungi; Ascomycota; Dothideomycetes; Mycosphaerellales; Mycosphaerellaceae. Gene Ontology annotation, molecular function: oxidoreductase activity, acting on paired donors, with incorporation or reduction of molecular oxygen; heme binding; monooxygenase activity. The record is from RefSeq and is a predicted model, not a curated record.
GUUUCUCUGCCGGACAUUUUCUGCUGUGGGAGAGACCUAUCUCAUCAUGAGCUUUUGUUCUCAGCUUGUAACAUCUGGCGUUGACUGGAAGCCUGUAGUUGCUGCGUUGAGGUUUGGUAUGCUGUUGUCUCAGGUUUCCAUUCAAUCAAGCAAACCAUGUCUCGAAAGUAUGGCAAACUCGAGCACACGUACAUAUACAUUUCCUGUCAACUGAGUAUCUCUUGCCAUCCCAGGAGAAAUCAGAAAGUGACAGAGCCAUUCGAUCUGCGAAAUAGACAACUCCCAUCAACCGCUCGCCUCCUUCAAAUCCACGCACCUGCUAAGACGACUUUCACUGAUCUGCUGCUCCCGAACUACACGCCACGACGCUUAGUCGAGAUAAUUAUGGAUCCCAACAAACAUCAUGCUCAGGUCCAUGAGAUCAAGAGCCAAGUCCCCGCUGAGUGUGCGAAGAUCAUUGCGGGUAGGACAUUCCAGGGCCAGGGUCACGACAUCAAGAACAGCUUGGGCCCCUAUGCUGCUCGUGCCUGUCCAAAUCAACGUCUCGUGAAAGCCUUCGGCAUUGAGAAUUCCUUCAUCGUGACUGAGAAGAAAGCCUCUGAAGAUUUCCGUGAACUGGUGGAGCAGAAGAUUCAAGUGAAUGCACCCGAAUGGAUUGACUUCGCUGCAGUCGCAAGGUCUAUCGCUGAAGAGCAGGUCUCUGGAGAGGGAGAGAGUCGCAAUCUGUUCGAGGUCGUACAGAUGCUUAGCAUCAAGAUGGUCAGAAAGGUCAUCUGGGGUGUUGGCGAAGAGGCGGAGGGAGUUGACGAUCAAUUGCGGGUCGUGGCCAAGGAAGUCAACAAGCAGUGGCUGAAGUCGAAGAAGUAUGAUGACGCAUUCCUGGAAGCUGGAGAUGGAGUCGAAUUACCAGCGGCGCUGAAGCAGGCAUUGAUGGAGGUCUUUGAUUGGGAUGGUGAGGAUCGCACGGCGAAUCCGCUCAACUUCAUCCUGCCCGGUUACGAGACCAUCUGGCGCGUAGUCCUACGCUGCUUCAUCGAGUUGUCUGCUCGUCACCAUCCGAACAGCAGUGUCUGGGCCAAUGCUUUCAAAGAAUUUCUGAAUAGUCCUACACCGCAACAGCUCAAGCAUCGCAUGGGUGUGAAUGGGGAUCAAAUUUCUGCCCUCAUGGUCUCAAAAGAGAUUCUCCGUCUCUAUCCGCCAACAAGACGUGUCUAUCGCCGGUUCGAGGACGAGAACGGAACAGCAUACUCCAUGGCAGCUGACAUCGAAAGCAUGCAGCGUGAUGCUAGCAUCUGGGAGGGCGACCCGCUGACGUUCCGUCCAGAACGCUGGAUCGACAUCUCUGGAGAAGAUGAGAAAUGGCUUCCAUUCGGGGCCAAACCUUUUCGCUGUCCAGCUAAGCAGAGUUUCAACGUUUACAUUCCGUUCGGAGUGUCGAUGAUUGCAGUACUGACAGGUGCUCUGCUCGAAGCAACAGAGAAUCGUUGGGAGUAUUUCGGCCAAGCGCUUCCAGAUGCUGGCGUCCCGCUGGAUACUGACAGAGAGGCGUACCAAGAGGCCGAGUUGCGCAAAAUCAAAAGUCAGGCAUAAGACGCCAGUCAUGCUUGACAGACAUCGUUGUCACAGCGGCGCACUCCUCUUCCGGAAACUCGCCUGCAUCUCAGCCAACAGCAUAUUUUGAAUCUUCUCCAGCCUCGCAUCAGCCUUCUCGUCGCUUUCUCCAGGCAAUGGGGAUGAAUAUGGCGCCUUGGCGAGGGGUGCCAGGUGCUCGAAAUGCAACUUCGAAGGAGAAACUGCGGACACAAUGAGAGACGUUACCA